Procambarus clarkii (red swamp crayfish) is the source of this 3203-nucleotide messenger RNA. The record is from RefSeq and is a predicted model, not a curated record. NCBI's taxonomy places the organism in Eukaryota, Metazoa, Arthropoda, Malacostraca, Decapoda, Cambaridae.
GCUGAGUUCCCCGUGCUCGCUACCCUUCAGAUAUCCCGGGCAGCAAGCCACAGAUAAGAGACGCCGCCUUAUCUCAACCGUCAUAUCCCUGGAUGCGAGUGCACUGGAUAAAUACUGGUCGUAUGUACGUUUUAAUAUGUAUGUGACAGACAAAAUCGUUUUUCAGGGCAUUAAAGUCUAAUUUCAAUAUUAAUAUAUUUUUCUACCCGUAGGUAGCAGUAAUAAAUAUGGUGUCAGACACGCGGAUUGACGCCAAGACUUGCAUGGCGACCAGGGAGUCUUUGCUGCCAAAGUAACUGCAGAAAGAGGGGACAGUUUAUUCUUAGUUCUUGGUCCAAUAAGUCACAGUGAACUCCUGCGGUCACGGUGUUCAGAGUGAACAUGAGUUGAACAACGUGCGCCUGAGACGUGAGCCUGUUUAACCAUGUCUACCCUACGCAAGUAGUCCACCUGGAGGAAGAAUUAGAUCCAGCACUAGAAGGGUUGGUCUUGCCUAACACACAGACACACACACCCUCUUUCCAAGCGUCCGGGCGGGGAGUGCGGACACCAAGAGCAUCGGCCUUGCCCCCACACGCCCACCCUCCCGGCGUGAGGGCGUGUGGUGCGGGGCAGGGUGGCCGUGGGCGUGUGGGCGGUGGCAGGCGGCAUGGUGGGCGUCUACGAGGUGGGCAGGUGGGGGUGGACUGGCCGCUCGGCAGUCCCCACCGACAAGAACACCAAGAGACUCAACAUCCACGUCAUAUCCGAUGGCAUCACCCGGCUGCCCAUCUUGGAGGGGGAGAUCUCGCACAUCGAGAUCCCAAGAGGACCAACAACUCUAGGCAUCACUAUAGUAGGCGGCGCCGACACUCCUCUACGAUGUGUGGUGGUGCAGGAGGUGUUCCCAGACGGGUUGGUGGCCCAAGAUGGCCGCCUGCAGCCUGGCGACCAGAUCAUCGAGGUGGACGGUGUAGACAUGACGUCAGCCACUCACCAGGUGGUGUGUCAGGCUCUGAGGCGUCCCCAGACGGUGCUCAGGCUCGGUGUCUAUAGGGAAAGGAUUGAGGCUUACCGAGCAGCCUCGCCUCAGUCAACAAGUGCUCCACCGCAUCAUCAAGGGGAAAUGGUGGCAGUAACUUUAUGCAAGGAAACAAGCCGACAGCUGGGGCUCAAGCUAGGAGGGAGGCGUACUGAGCCUGGUAUUUUCGUCAUGGAGGUACUUGAUGGCUCUGUGGCCGCACAGGACGGCCAACUCCACCCACACGACCGCAUCCUGGCCAUCAAUGGUGCUGAUGUGCGCUAUGCUCGCCUUGACCAUGCCUCGCGCCUCAUACAGCAGAGUCAUACACAUGUAAGCCUUGUGGUAAGUCGCGGGCCGGCUGUUGCCUUUGUGUCAGGCUCUGAUACGACCGCCCACUCCCCUGAGUACUGGCGCAACAGUUCAGCAACUGACAGCGAGUUCCAUGGAUCUGCUGGCCACAGAAGUGCAAGUGACAGUGGUUGUGGUGCCAUGGAAUAUGGGCGAUCUGCUUCUUGUGAUUCUCUGAGUGAUCACAGUCUUGUGUCAUCCAUGAUGUCUUCACCAAGCACCCGUUUGCCUUCUGAGGCUGGUGGCGGCGUUGGGUCUCCCUCGAGAGGUGGCUCACCCACCACUUCCUCUCCUGGGUACUGCACAUCAGAUACUGACGACACUGAAUCCAGUCACCAUCAUCCUCCAACCCACCACCACCACCACCACCAUCGACACUCAACUUCUGUUGAUUCCCAACACUAUCAUCACCAGUUGCCAGCUGACCCUACUCAGGAGCAGGACCUCCGCGAUCAACACCCGUCAUCAUCUGAACACAGUCUCCACCACGAUUCCAUUUCAUUACCUGCUACUCCAAGAGGUGCUCGCUCACCUGAAGACUCUCUUGAUAUCAUGGCAGGACUCAAACGCUUAAUGCACACUGAAAACAAUCAGCUUCAGCAGAAGAAUGUCACCAUUAAAAAGAUUGUAAGGGAGAGUCUGGGCAUGAGGAUUGGUGGUGGAGUGAACAGCAACGAGGGUGACACUCCCAUCUACAUUGCCAACAUUAACCCCCAGGGUCCUGUCGGAAGGUGUCGAAACAUCAAGAAGGGUGAUGUGUUGCUAUCGGUAAAUGGACAGUCGCUGCUUGGACUAACGCAUGGACAAGCAGUUGCACUACUGAAGGCUACGGCAGAAUUGAUAGGCGUCACACUUUCUCUGUUAGAUGGUCCUGAGACAUCUGUGGGAUCUGCCAACUUUGUACCAUCUUGGCUGUAUUGGCAAAAGUUGCCACGCUCUUUACACAUCUCCAAGAGUGUUGUACUGCACAGGGCUCCUGGGGCUUCCCUUGGUUUCAGUAUAGUUGGUGGCUCUGAUCCCCAGCGAGGGGCUGAACCUAUACAUGUUCUGUUUGUAGUGCAGUCAUCCCCUGCAGCCCUUGAAGGAAAGUUACGAUGUGGAGACCGUUUGCUGUCAGUAGAUGGCCACUCCCUGGAGCUAGUUCGCCAUGCCUCUGCUGUCAGUCUUCUAAAGCAGGCAGGACAAAGAGUUAACCUUGAAGUGGUUUCCUGGCUGGGUACAGAACUGUGACCUAUAAUGUUUGUUUUCCUAAAGGAUCUUCCUGUUAAAGGCAAUAUCAAACAUGGAUGUACCAGUAGUGAUGGGCAUCAAAACAGUCAAAAUGUGCCUCUGGCGCCUAAACAAUUAAAUAUAAAACUUAAAAAAAUGGUAUCUGAAGGAGCUAAAAUGAUAAUGCUAAGCGUAUUUAAAUGGAGGAAUUUAUUUUUUUCAAUACAUAGAUAUAUAAUGUGUUCUUGCAUGCUCUAGUAAAAUCUGAUGGUAAAAUAUUACUUAAAAGUGUACUUAUUUCUCAAGCCAUUUCUUUGAGACACCAAGUCAUAAUUUUAAAUGCUACCUGUAAGUUAAAAUUAAUUCACAAUAUUUGUGAUAAUUAUUUCAAUAGACAUUUAAAUUUGUUGUGAUGCAUAAUUACAAUAACAAAAUUACCUUUUCUAAAAGAAUUUACAUUAAAAAAAUUUGGUGACAGGUAGCAUGCAUACACCUUUAUUGAUGUACAGCAGAUACAGAUCUGAGCUAUUACACAACAAUAAACAGUCUUGUACAGAACUUUAUACUUAAACAUCUGUUAUAAAUUUAUUAUUAUAUGGUAGCUUCCUAAGCAAACAAUGUUGCUACAGUAAUAUAAGCCUAC